Molecule: messenger RNA, 749 nt
Organism: Symbiodinium pilosum
Lineage: Eukaryota; Dinophyceae; Suessiales; Symbiodiniaceae
Source: the annotation of a GenBank genome assembly
GAGUGGGCAAGACCCCAUUCCUCAUCGUGCUCAGUCUGGCGCUGGGCCGCUAUCAUAUUCAGCGGCUUAAUCUGGAUGGCGUGACACCGGCGUGGCGGCGUGCCAAGGGCAUCGACAAUUUCCGGCGCAAGACUGGGCAGAUCCACGAAGGGCUGAUUCUGGAUGACCCAUCCAUGGACCGUCUCGAUGCAGCAGAUGUGAAAUCCUGGCUCACUGCAGAGGAAGAUCAGAACUGCAGUACUCGAUACACGGACGUGAAGUUAGCACGGAACGGCUUGCGGGCCUUGUCUGCUAACGAUUUGGAUGAAGAGGAUGAGCUCCCUCACGACAGGCGACGCACUUCCAUCACUCCUACCGAGUUCUUCGCACUUGUCAAGAAGUUCUUCACUUCCUACAAGGAGGUGGAUGUCCUGGCGAUCCUCAAACGCUGCGUGGCCCUUAUCUUUGGGAAGCACGCGCUAUAUCUCAGGUUGCCUAGCCAGGACCAUAAUGCGUUAGUGCAUUGCAUUCACGAGGAUGAUCUUCAUGUGGACCUGUUCACUGAGCGCGACAAGUCGUACUAUGCCAAGUACAAGGCUCGGCACCUUCGACAUUUCUACCUCCUCCGAGAGACGCUUGACAAGAAAGACUUCGCGACAACUCCUAGGACCAUGGCAACGACCCUCAUGCCGCAUCGAGUGGAGCAUCCAUCGCGCGCGACGCCUGAAGAGGACCCGGAUGAGGAGGCUGCCCGUGGAAUGCACGAGUAG